Apodemus sylvaticus (European woodmouse) is the source of this 1860-nucleotide messenger RNA. It is a transcript of the gene Slc6a3, whose product is annotated as solute carrier family 6 member 3. The transcript is spliced from 14 exons. Gene Ontology annotation, molecular function: dopamine:sodium symporter activity; norepinephrine:sodium symporter activity. Gene Ontology annotation, biological process: sodium ion transmembrane transport; dopamine uptake involved in synaptic transmission. Bases 1 to 1860 code for a protein of 619 amino acids. NCBI's taxonomy places the organism in Eukaryota, Metazoa, Chordata, Mammalia, Rodentia, Muridae. The record is from RefSeq and is a predicted model, not a curated record. Gene Ontology annotation, cellular component: presynaptic membrane; neuron projection; plasma membrane.
AUGAGUAAGAGCAAAUGUUCCGUGGGACCAAUGUCUUCCGUGGUGGCCCCAGCUAAAGAGCCCAAUGCUGUGGGCCCCAGAGAGGUGGAGCUCAUCCUGGUCAAGGAGCAGAACGGAGUGCAGUUGACCAACUCCACCCUCAUCAACCCACCACAGACACCAGUGGAGGCUCAAGAGAGAGAGACCUGGAGCAAGAAAAUCGAUUUCCUGCUGUCGGUCAUUGGCUUUGCUGUGGACCUGGCCAAUGUCUGGAGAUUUCCCUACCUGUGCUACAAAAAUGGUGGAGGUGCCUUCCUGGUGCCCUACCUGCUCUUCAUGGUUAUUGCUGGGAUGCCCCUCUUCUACAUGGAGCUGGCUCUCGGGCAGUUCAACAGAGAAGGAGCUGCUGGUGUCUGGAAGAUCUGCCCUGUCUUGAAAGGUGUGGGCUUCACUGUCAUCCUCAUCUCUUUCUACGUGGGCUUCUUCUACAAUGUCAUCAUUGCAUGGGCACUGCACUACUUCUUCUCUUCCUUCACCAUGGACCUCCCAUGGACCCACUGUAACAACACCUGGAACAGCCCCAACUGCUCUGAUGCCCAUCCCAGCAACUCUAGUGAUGGCCUGGGCCUCAAUGACACCUUUGGGACCACGCCAGCUGCUGAGUACUUUGAGCGUGGUGUGCUGCACCUCCACCAGAGCCGUGGCAUUGAUGACCUGGGCCCUCCACGGUGGCAGCUCACAGCCUGCCUAGUGCUGGUCAUUGUUCUGCUCUACUUCAGUCUGUGGAAGGGAGUAAAGACCUCAGGGAAGGUGGUGUGGAUUACAGCUACCAUGCCCUAUGUGGUCCUCACAGCCCUGCUCCUUCGUGGAGUCACCCUUCCUGGGGCCAUGGAUGGCAUUAGAGCAUACCUCAGUGUGGACUUCUACCGUCUCUGUGAGGCAUCUGUGUGGAUCGAUGCUGCCACCCAAGUGUGCUUCUCCCUUGGCGUUGGGUUUGGGGUACUGAUUGCCUUCUCCAGUUACAAUAAGUUCACCAAUAACUGCUAUAGAGAUGCAAUCAUCACCACCUCCAUUAACUCCCUGACAAGCUUCUCCUCUGGCUUCGUCGUCUUCUCCUUCCUGGGAUACAUGGCACAGAAGCACAAUGUGCCCAUCAGGGAUGUGGCCACAGAUGGACCUGGGUUGAUCUUCAUCAUCUACCCUGAGGCAAUCGCCACACUCCCACUGUCCUCGGCCUGGGCUGCUGUCUUCUUCCUCAUGCUGCUCACUCUGGGUAUCGACAGUGCUAUGGGGGGCAUGGAGUCUGUGAUCACUGGGCUUGUCGAUGAGUUCCAGCUGCUACAUCGGCAUCGAGAGCUCUUCACUCUUGGCAUUGUCCUGGCUACUUUCCUGCUGUCUCUCUUCUGUGUCACCAACGGUGGCAUCUAUGUCUUCACCCUGCUGGAUCACUUUGCAGCUGGCACAUCUAUCCUCUUUGGUGUGCUCAUUGAAGCCAUUGGGGUAGCCUGGUUUUAUGGCGUCCAGCAAUUCAGUGAUGACAUCAAGCAGAUGACUGGGCAGCGACCCAAUCUGUACUGGAGGCUAUGCUGGAAGCUGGUCAGCCCCUGCUUCCUUCUGUAUGUGGUCGUGGUCAGCAUUGUGACCUUCAGACCGCCACACUAUGGAGCCUACAUCUUCCCAGACUGGGCCAACGCCCUGGGCUGGAUCAUUGCCACAUCCUCCAUGGCUAUGGUGCCCAUUUAUGCCACCUAUAAGUUCUGCAGCCUGCCAGGGUCCUUCCGAGAGAAACUGGCCUAUGCCAUCACACCCGAGAAAGACCGCCAGCUAGUAGACAGAGGAGAGGUGCGUCAAUUCACGCUGCGCCACUGGCUGUUGGUGUAA